CAAGGUGAGACCUGAAAAGAGAUCUUGAUCCUGUGGCAGUGGAAAGACUCAAGAAUGCCAGUCAAGAAGAAAGAUACUGACCGAGCUUUAAUAUUACUGGAAGAAUACUGCAAAAAAUUGAGGAAACCAGAGGAGCAGCUGUUGAAAACUGCUGUUACAAAGGUGAUGGGUAUCUUUAAGAGCAGCUUAUUUCAAGCUUUGCUAGAUAUUCAAGAAUUUUAUGAGGUGACAUUGCUUAAUUCUCAAAAAAGUUGUGAGCAGAAGAUAGAAGAAGCCAAUCAAGUUGCACAGAAAUGGGAGAAGACAUCUCUUCUUGCUACAGGCCAGGAUAGCCUUCAAAAAUGUGCAGAGCUUACAGGUUGCAGUGGACCAAAUGAAAACGCUUCAUGUAUUGAGCAAAAUGAAGAAAACCAAUGUUUUGAAAAUGAAACUGAUGAAAAGACAAGUAAGUAUCGAUAUCAAGAUGAGGACGCUCCACAUGAUCAUUCCUUACCUCGACUAACCCAUGAAGUAAGAGGCCCAGAACUCGUGCAUGUAUCAGAAAAGAACCUGUCUCAAAUAGAAAAUGUCCACGGAUACGUCUUACAGUCUCACAUUUCUCCUCUGAAGGCCAGUCCUGCUCCUAUAAUUGUCAACACAGAUACCUUGGACACAAUUCCUUAUGUCAAUGGGACAGAAAUUGAAUAUGAAUUUGAAGAAAUUACACUGGAGAGGGGGAAUUCUGGCCUGGGAUUCAGUAUUGCUGGAGGGACAGAUAAUCCCCACAUUGGAGAUGAUCCUGGCAUAUUUAUUACGAAGAUUAUACCAGGAGGUGCUGCAGCAGAGGAUGGCAGACUCAGGGUCAAUGAUUGUAUCUUGCGGGUGAAUGAAGUCGAUGUGUCCGAAGUUUCCCACAGUAAAGCAGUGGAAGCCCUCAAAGAAGCAGGGUCUAUCGUUCGGCUCUAUGUACGCAGAAGACGACCUAUUUUGGAGACUGUUGUGGAAAUCAAACUGUUCAAAGGCCCUAAAGGUUUAGGCUUCAGUAUUGCAGGAGGUGUGGGAAACCAACACAUUCCUGGAGACAACAGCAUUUAUGUAACUAAAAUUAUAGAUGGAGGAGCUGCACAAAAGGAUGGAAGGUUGCAAGUAGGAGACAGACUACUAAUGGUAAACAACUACAGUUUAGAAGAAGUAACACAUGAAGAGGCAGUAGCAAUAUUGAAGAACACAUCAGAUGUAGUUUAUCUAAAAGUUGGCAAACCCACCACCAUUUAUAUGACUGAUCCUUAUGGUCCACCUGAUAUUACUCAUUCUUAUUCUCCACCAAUGGAAAACCAUCUACUCUCUGGCAACAAUGGCACUUUAGAAUACAAAACCUCCCUGCCGCCCAUCUCUCCAGGAAGGUACUCACCAAUUCCAAAGCACAUGCUUGUUGAAGACGACUACACAAGGCCUCCGGAACCAGUUUACAGCACUGUGAACAAACUGUGUGAUAAGCCUGCUUCUCCCAGGCACUAUUCCCCUGUUGAGUGUGACAAAAGCUUCCUUCUCUCAAGUCCCUACCCCCACUACCACCUAGGCCUGCUCCCUGACUCUGAGAUGACCAGUCAUUCCCAACAUAGCACUGCAACCCGUCAGCCUUCAGUGACUCUCCAACGGGCCAUCUCCCUGGAAGGGGAGCCCCGCAAGGUGGUCCUGCACAAAGGCUCCACUGGCCUGGGCUUCAACAUUGUGGGCGGGGAAGAUGGAGAAGGUAUUUUUGUAUCCUUCAUUCUGGCCGGUGGACCAGCAGACCUGAGUGGGGAGCUCCAGAGAGGAGACCAGAUCCUGUCGGUGAAUGGCAUUGACCUCCGUGGUGCAUCCCAUGAACAGGCAGCUGCUGCACUAAAGGGAGCUGGACAGACGGUGACAAUUAUAGCACAAUAUCAACCUGAAGAUUACGCUCGAUUUGAGGCCAAAAUCCAUGACCUACGAGAGCAGAUGAUGAACCACAGCAUGAGCUCCGGGUCCGGGUCCCUGAGAACCAAUCAGAAACGCUCCCUCUAUGUCAGAGCCAUGUUUGACUAUGACAAGAGCAAGGACAGUGGGCUGCCAAGUCAAGGACUUAGUUUUAAAUAUGGAGAUAUUCUCCAUGUUAUCAACGCCUCUGAUGAUGAGUGGUGGCAAGCCAGGAGAGUCACGCUGGAAGGGGACAGUGAGGAGAUGGGGGUCAUCCCCAGCAAGCGGAGGGUGGAAAGAAAGGAACGUGCCCGAUUGAAGACAGUGAAGUUUAAUGCCAAACCUGGAGUGAUUGAUUCAAAAGGGGACAUCCCCGGAUUAGGUGACGACGGUUAUGGGACAAAGACUCUGAGAGGGCAAGAAGACCUCAUUCUUUCCUACGAGCCUGUCACAAGACAGGAAAUAAACUAUACCCGACCAGUGAUUAUCCUGGGCCCAAUGAAGGAUCGGAUCAAUGAUGACUUGAUAUCUGAAUUCCCUGAUAAAUUUGGCUCCUGUGUGCCUCAUACUACAAGGCCAAAGCGUGACUACGAAGUGGAUGGCAGAGACUAUCACUUUGUCAUUUCCAGAGAACAAAUGGAAAAAGAUAUCCAAGAGCACAAGUUUAUAGAAGCUGGCCAGUACAAUGACAAUUUAUAUGGAACCAGUGUACAGUCUGUGAGAUUUGUAGCAGAAAGAGGCAAACACUGUAUACUUGACGUAUCGGGAAAUGCUAUCAAACGGUUACAAGUUGCCCAGCUCUAUCCCAUUGCCAUCUUCAUUAAGCCCAAGUCUCUGGAACCUCUGAUGGAGAUGAAUAAGCGUCUAACAGAGGAGCAAGCCAAGAAAACCUACGAUCGGGCGAUUAAGCUAGAACAAGAAUUUGGAGAAUAUUUUACAGCUAUUGUCCAAGGAGACACCUUAGAAGAUAUAUAUAACCAGUGCAAGCUUGUUAUUGAAGAGCAGUCUGGGCCUUUCAUCUGGAUUCCCUCCAAGGAAAAGUUAUAAAUUAGCUACUGCGCCUCUGACAACGACAGAAGAGCAUUUAGAAAAACAAAAUAUAUAUAAUAUACUACUCGGAGGCUUUUAUGUUUUUGUUGCAUUUAUGUUUUUGCAGUCAAUGUGAAUUCUUAUGAAUGUACAACACAAACUGUAUGAAGCCAUGAAGGAAACGGAGGGGCCAAAGGGUGGGACAGAAGAGACAUUGCAGUAUGCAGGAAGGCUUUGGUUUGCUCAAAGUACCAGGUGUAGGGAUGAACCUCUGGUGGGCUUUCUGCCCGAGAGAUGGGAGCCUCCUCACCCCAGCAGAUGUCCAGAGCUGAUUUAGCUGCUGAGCUCUCUGUGUUUUUUGCUUUAAAGAAAAUUUGCCAGCACUCGAACCUCACCAACCUUCCCAUUACCCACAUCUGUAAUUGGUACACUUCGAAUUUUAUAACUAUGCACAUCCUUUGAUUUCUUAACAAGCAAA
Lemur catta (Ring-tailed lemur) is the source of this 3424-nucleotide messenger RNA. RefSeq names its product discs large MAGUK scaffold protein 2 (gene DLG2). Gene Ontology annotation, biological process: chemical synaptic transmission. Gene Ontology annotation, cellular component: postsynaptic density membrane; neuron projection; neuromuscular junction. The record is from RefSeq and is a predicted model, not a curated record. The transcript has 26 exons. Lineage: Eukaryota; Metazoa; Chordata; Mammalia; Primates; Lemuridae. The coding region runs from base 55 to 2964 and encodes 969 amino acids. Gene Ontology annotation, molecular function: kinase binding.